Pelmatolapia mariae (spotted tilapia) is the source of this 3374-nucleotide messenger RNA. RefSeq names its product transmembrane 6 superfamily member 2a (gene tm6sf2a). Gene Ontology annotation, cellular component: endoplasmic reticulum-Golgi intermediate compartment membrane; endoplasmic reticulum membrane. The record is from RefSeq and is a predicted model, not a curated record. The transcript is spliced from 10 exons. Gene Ontology annotation, biological process: regulation of lipid metabolic process; lipid homeostasis. The coding region runs from base 1511 to 2641 and encodes 376 amino acids. Lineage: Eukaryota; Metazoa; Chordata; Actinopteri; Cichliformes; Cichlidae.
CUGUAAGAAUGAUUCUUCUCAUCAACUUGCAGAUUGCUUUAGGUUAUUUUUUCAGUUCAAAACGGGAAUCCAAGGCUUUUCCCAAAAAAAAUCAAUAUAUAAAAAAAGAAGCAGAAAUUCACUGUAAGCACUACAAGCUGAGCAGAGUAUUCCUAAGCAAAUAACAUCCAGUCACUCAUUCAGGUAGCUCCAUACUGGCUCCCUCAAGCUGGGGUGACCACCUUCUUGGGCUUGUCUUCUGGCUCCAUCACCCACUUGUAGUAAGCAUCGCCCAGGAUGAAGGCCCAGUAGAAGACGGUUAGAGAGGUGUUUACUGUCAUAAUGCCGAUAAUCAAAGGGUGCCACAUGGUGGCAGGUUUUAGAAAAAAUCUGUGUCAGCCUAAAAAAAAAAGAAAGAAAGAAAAAAAAUAGCUGGUGCUGUGUGUGUGUGAAGGGUUGUAGCAGUAGUACUGCCUGCCUGUCUGUUUCUACUCUCUGCGUGGACUCCCCACCCCUCUCUGUGCUCUCUUUCCACUGGUGACUAAGUUUCUGAGGCAACAGCAGCAUAAUCCUCUUCAGCAGCUUUGUUACAGAAGAUAAGGGUGCGCUGGAUGUAGACCUGCUUUACCCACCCUUGUUCAUCCAUGAGAUGGUGUUGUGUAACGCAGGUGUAGGCAUUCUUCACAAUGAGCUUUAUGAGGCAGUGCUUUACAAAGAAACAGAAGCUAUGUAAAAAUGUCACACUGAUUGUGAGUUUUAAACAGUGACCUGACCUAAAAGACAUAAUCUUUGUUCUGAACUUUAUGUUCUCUGUAAGAUAUCAAAUCUAAUCCACAAUCUAAUCGAGACUGGAGACAUCAGAUGGAGGAGUUAAUCUUACACCAAACGGCACAGAUGGCUCCUUAAACGAACCCCAUGGGUAAGCAGACCCUAAAGACCACACUUGCCCUGACAUGACGUGACUUGAAUAGCUGGAUUGUACAGACUCAUCUGGUGCAGCGUAUCUACAAACAGCAUGAUUAGAAAGCAAAAAGACAGAAAACUGAACUUAAAAGGACUUCAAGGGGAGGAAAAACUGACAUGGGGAAUCAUCCGCCACCAGGUGGCGGUCUGUACAAAGACUGAGUGAAUGUUUUAAAAAGCGCAUUUAAUGACAGAUCAGAGAAUUUAAUGAAAAACGUGAAGGAAAAGAGCGAUAUUUGCGCACGACGAGCGAUUCAGCGGUCCGUUAUCUGAACUUUGCAUUGCUCUCCCUUUAAAUGUUCUCUCAUUAGAGGUGCCUCCUGCCCGAGGUGAACUUUGACACCUGCAGGACAGCAGCAGGCUUAUUGGAGCUGAUGGUUUCAUCACAGAUCAAAAGGCAACGUGACGCUGCUUUAAAUCAUCUCCUGCGUUCAGCGGCAGCGCAGAGGGCACUGCUUUAACAUGACUCGGUGCACAGCUCUGAAACGUGCUUAGGAGGGACAGAUUUCCUUUUUAUGCGGAACAUUUUUAAAGUUCACCUUAGAGGCCAAACAACACGUUUACAAGAAUGAGGCCACCGCCGGAAAUCAGCGUUUUUCUCCUUUCUCUCCUGGCACCUGGAGUUUUAUACACAAUGAACAACAUCCCAGCGCUUCAACAACCUCUGGUUAUCUUGGGGAUGGGAGCGGUCAUCCUGGGGUCUGUUCUUCUCCUCCUCUUCCUCACUGUGCGGCACAAGGCCAAAGUGGACCCUUUGUUCUAUGUGUUCGCAGAGUUUUCCUUCACCUGCCUGGUGGGUCUGACCAAUGCUUUAGAGCAGGAUGGGUUCAUCUCUGGCUUCAUGGGCUUCUACAUAAAGAUGGGUGAGCCUCAUCUAAGCACUGCCUAUGCGCUGAUGAUGUCUUACUGGGAGGGCAUCGUUCAUUUCAUCCUCUUCCUCAUUAUCAUCCACCGCAUGUUCUCUGGGAAGUCGUAUCGUAGCCUGGGCCUGCUGUGGGCAGGCUCCUCCAUCGCUCAUCAGAUCGUUCACAUCCCAGGAGUGGUCAUUGGCAAGUAUGGGUCCAACAUUCGACCGGCGUUUUGGAGGAAUGUCCCCUUCUUUUUGGCACCUUUCUGGGCAGCCUCGCUGCUCUUUAGCAGACCCAGAGAGAUGCAAAUCAUCACAGCAGAUAAGAUCGCUGCAGAGCAGAAGAAAAGUCUGCUGUUUCGACCCCUUGACCUGCUUCUCUCACUGCUGUUACUGGGAUCCAUGGCCUUCUCCGUGUUUAGAGGCUUUGUAGUGCUGGACUGUUCUCUGGACACCUGUUUCACCUACAUCUAUCAGUAUGAGCCGUACCUCAAAGACCCAGUUGGCUUUCCCAGGGUCAUGAUGCUGGUGUACUUAUUCUACACACUGCCAUUGCUAACGGUCUUCAUCUAUGGUCUGAAAACACCUGGAUGUAGCUGGAUGUUGGACUGGACCAUCUUCUUUGCUGGUGCCAUGGCUCAGACCCAGUGGUGCCAUAUCGGAGCAUCUCUGCAUUCCCGCACUCCCUUCACGUACCGAGUCCCAGCAGACAAACGGUUGCCUGUUAUCGCUCUCAAUGUGCUGCUCGCUGCUGCACCAGUGCUGCUGGCCCUGCGCUGCCACACAAACCCCGCUUAUUUUAUGAAACCCGUUCCUGCGGGACAAUCCAACAGCAAGAAAAAGAAAAACUAGACCACACGCAAGCCACGGACUGGUGAGGAAUGCUUACUGGGGCACGAACUGAAUUAAAUGCACACAUUUUUCAUCCCUAAAACCCAGAGGAAAUCUAAAAAACAUUGCUCUCUCUGAGUCAACUGUUAAAAAAAAAUCAGUCACCUCACCCAGCACUUCCUGUAUGGACUUCUGGACCCUGAUAAGGAGGCUGUUGAUGGAGGUGAGGACCGUGAUCAGAUCGCACAGCGUUCAGGUGACUCAUGCAGACACCCAGUUUGUAUCGUCACAAAACUUCAACUAACCUGAACCAUGCAGGUCAGCAGCAGCACCGGAGAAUGAUUCAGUCCCUUUUUUUUCUAUACAGAAAUCUAAACCAAAGCUACAAAGUUUGAAGAUUCAUUUUCUGAUCUUGAAUAUUGCAACUUCCUGUGAUUUUUAGCACCCCCCACGCUAACUGUGAGUAUAUUAAAUGUUGAAUAUCAGCUGAAUCCUCUGUAGGCUGAAUAACUUAAGAGUUGCUGAUAAGAGAGAUGACUCACUCGAGCUGACAGCUUGGAGAAGAAAAAACCCACCUGGUGAUCGACGUUGUGGUCUAGCCUUCAUGUGACUGGAGCGUAUAAAGAAAUCAGACAGAUACUAAUCGCUAUUCCAGUCCACUCCAAGUCCAGACUGUCAUUUUCAAGUUAAAUAUUCAGUUUACAGUCAUGUGAAACUGGGAAAGGAAGCACACGGGAUUUGUUUUUGCUUAAUA